This is a messenger RNA of Cuscuta epithymum, 471 nucleotides long. NCBI's taxonomy places the organism in Eukaryota, Viridiplantae, Streptophyta, Magnoliopsida, Solanales, Convolvulaceae. The record is from the annotation of a GenBank genome assembly.
CCUUCCAAAACUCCACACCAACCCUCUACCAACUCUCUGCACUCUCCUGCGACAACACCUUCCCCUCUUUCUCACCGUGACAACACCGGCCAACACUCCCCUGCGACAACACCCUCCGUGACAACACCGGCCAAGACUCCUUCCGUCUCACCCUCCCCUCAUCUCACACUCCCCUCUUUUUUUUUGUGUUUCGAAUGGAGAGCUACAGUGCUAGGGCGAAAGGAGGUCAUCCAUGGACACCAUUUGCAACCCUCUUCAAUGGAGUUGAGCUAUAGAUUGUCCACAGACUCCCCCCAUCCGAAGAAUGUGGAGCGAUGGUUGCAUCCUUUGUAGAGCACCUGUUAAUGGGAAAGCCCUUGGUUCCAAAGUGUGAAUAUGCAAACAUGUGGAACAAGAGAUGUCAAUACAUUGUUCGUUUGUGGUGAUUGAAGAGUGUGGAGGAAACAUAUGAAUUCCUUAGAAAUGUGGAAC